Molecule: messenger RNA, 1039 nt
Organism: Rattus rattus (black rat)
Lineage: Eukaryota; Metazoa; Chordata; Mammalia; Rodentia; Muridae
Gene: Pglyrp3
Product: peptidoglycan recognition protein 3
Exons: 7
Coding region: 20-1039 (339 amino acids)
Biological process (GO): peptidoglycan catabolic process
Molecular function (GO): N-acetylmuramoyl-L-alanine amidase activity; zinc ion binding
Source: RefSeq, a predicted model, not a curated record
GUCCUGGGACCAUUUGAAGAUGCUGCGCAGGCUUCUUGCCUUCUCUGCUCUGAGUCUUGUGGCCUGUGGCAGUCCUACCAUAGUUUCCCGAAAAGAGUGGGGAGCAAGUUCACUCACCUGCAGAGUCCCACUGAGCCUGCCUGUGCCCUACCUCAUCAUAGAGCAGGUUACCAGGAUGCAAUGCCAAGAUCAGACCUCCUGCAGCCAGGUUUUGCGGGUUCUACAGUCCUAUUAUGUCCACAACAAAGGCUGGUGUGAUGUGGCUUUCAACUUCCUGGUUGGGAAUGAUGGCAAGGUGUAUGAAGGUGUCGGUUGGCAUGUCCAAGGUUUGCACACUCAAGGCUACAAUAAUGUUUCCCUGGGCAUUGCCUUCUUUGGCAAUAAGAUAGGAAGCAGCCCCAGUCCUGCUGCUCUAUCAGCUACAGAGGACCUGAUCUUCUUUGCCAUCCUGAAUGGCUACCUGUCACCCAAGUACAUUCAGCCAUUUCUUUUAAAAGAAGAAACCUGUUUGGUUCCUCAACACUCAGAGAUACCCAAAAAAGCAUGCCCCAAUAUCAUACCACGUUCUGCUUGGGAAGCCAGAGAGACACAUUGCUCUCAGAUGAACCUUCCAGCCAAAUUUGUCAUCAUCAUCCACACUGCUGGAGAAAGCUGCAAUGAAUCUGCAGACUGCUUGGUUCGUGUGAGAGACACACAGUCCUUUCACAUGGACAAACAAGAUUUCUGUGAUAAUGCAUAUCACUUCCUAGUGGGUCAAGAUGGUGUAGUAUAUGAAGGAGUUGGCUGGACUACUGAAGGCUCUCACGCCUAUGGAUACAAUGAUAUUGCUCUUGGAAUUGCCUUUAUGGGAAACUUUGUAGAAAAGCCUCCAAAUGAAGCUUCACUGGAGGCAGCCCAGAGCCUGAUCCAGUGUGCUGUGGCCAUGGGGUACCUGGCCUCCAACUACCUGCUAAUGGGCCACAGUGAUGUGUCCAACAUCCUGUCCCCUGGACAAGCACUAUACAACAUCAUCAAGACAUGGCCUCACUUCAAGCACUGA